Messenger RNA from Podospora pseudocomata, 4602 nucleotides. RefSeq lists its product as uncharacterized. The record is from RefSeq and is a predicted model, not a curated record. Lineage: Eukaryota; Fungi; Ascomycota; Sordariomycetes; Sordariales; Podosporaceae. Bases 587 to 4237 code for a protein of 1216 amino acids. The transcript is spliced from 2 exons.
CCACCAAAAUUCUGCGCCUGUCUUAUCGGAAAUGCCAAGUGAGACCCAAGCUGCAACCGUCUUGCCGUGUGUCGUCUUGGGCUCGCAUUUGUCUGUUCAACAAAUUUUCGAAAAGCUCAUGAGAUUUCCUCUUGUUGACUUCUUUCCAACCUUCCAGUUCGAUCUGUAAUUGGAGAUCCCUCUUCUGGGCCUCAUUCACGGUUGGCGUACCCAGAGGGAAGAGAAACGAAACAGCCCCCCAGACAGGUUGCUGACGUGACGCGACCCCGUUCCGUCAUCGAGAAAAUAAAAGACUAAAGGGCCCCCUGUCAGCCCCUGUGUUUGAUGAACGGGCACUAAUUCAGGGUGCGUGCAACUUUAACUUGACCUCCCAUCUUGAGUUGCCUCGACUCGUCCGUCCGCUCCCGCAGCUCCCGAUUGAAACAAAGACGACUUUGUUCUACCGAGAAUACACAACACCCCCGAUCAACCCUCUCACGUGUCCAAAAGUUUUGGCAGUUGUACGCGUUUGCGACUCCUCUUCCGAAUAUCACCGUCGAUCACGAUUUGAUUCUGUACCCGUUUAACCCGCCCCCCUGAACCAGCCAUGCCGGGAGUUGACGGGCCCUCUGCUGGUAACGACCAGAACGGCCCGUCCCCAACGACGACCACGAAAGAUGCGCCGCCAGCUUCGAAACCAGCUGUCGAGCUCGACGACUUUGGAUUGCCGAUAAGAAAGUAUGUCCCGCCACCGAUUGAAAUGAGCGAGGGAAGCGAUGGCGGGGAUGUCGCAACAAGUGCGAAUGGAUCCAAGAGUCCACAGAUGGGCGCGACAACCGUGCAAGAUGACGGUCUGUGGCGCAUAGAGAAUGGAAGGAAGGCAGGUCAGUCUGUUGCGGGGUCCACAAAAGCAAAGUCGGACGGCAUUAGGAAUGGGGAAGAAUCAGGCAGCGACGAUGAGUUCAAGGAUGCUGUUUCCCAGCGGAGGGGCGUGGAUGAAAAGAAGAAGGAACCUGGUGCAUCGUCGGUCACAUUCUCAAAGGAGUUGGAGCAGAGCAGCAAAACGACCCCAACAGGAACAUCAGCACAAACCUCCACCGGACUCGAUUCCGAGCCUGCCGCUAUCAAGGGUGGAGAAGAAGAUUCAGAGAGGACGAAGAACGAGACAGUGGAUCAGGCUGUCCAGGAGACCAAGAACCCACAAGGCCACCAGAGGAACAAGUCGAGCGUCGCAAACAUGCCCGCUGAAGCCUCAGAGUACUCGCAUCAGCAGCUCACUGCCAAGCAGCCUGAAAAGGUACAAGGUGACGACGAUGGGUGGCAAACCAUGCCUGCCUAUGCUCCGUAUGAUAUCUACGACGAUGAUAACAGGCUCAUCGCUAAGGAAUACCACGAAGAGGAUGACGACCAAAAAUACGGCUAUGGCAAUUUGGGUGGAGCUGGCAAAGGGUAUACCAAAGUCUUGGUAGACGACGAUGCCGAAUCUGCGACUAGCAUGGACGAGAACACACAGUACCUAUUUCAAGGCCGCGACGCCGCUGGAACCAGUAUCACGGAGGAUGAGGAAAACCAGCGCGACGCUGUCAGCCAGUUGCAAGCCACCAAGGGUUUGCUGACAGAGGGUCAGAGAAUCGCAUAUGUAGGCCUUACCAGACUGGAGCUCUCAGCCAUGGUCAAGACAGUGGAGGAGUCUAUCGGAGUCUCGUCCAAGAGCAAAAAGCAUGUCGCCACGGCUGCAGAGAGCAUGCAAAUGUGGAGCCAGAAGAUGAUGAUUCGACUGUAUUCGCACAUGGAUAUCAGUUCGGAUGAGCAGGUCAUGAUUGAACAGUUGAGCGCCCAUGGGGUCAUUCCAGCAGACUUGACGCCUGUUUUGAUGGCGAACGCUCGUGUGAAGAACCCAAUGGCGGAGGAGAAGGAGAAAUGGACGUCGACCAGCUCGAGGCCUUCCCGUGCUGCUUCGCUCGUCACCACCAACUCGGACGACAAUGCAGAACCUCCACCGCCGUACUCGAGUAACAACGAAUCGGAGCUCGCUGAGCCUGUCCAGGUGCCCUCUCAGAUGUCGACGGCGCAAAAGAUUGAUAUCGACAUCAGGUGGACGGUUCUGUGUGAUCUGUUCCUUGUGCUGAUUGCGGACUCCAUCUACGAUUCGAGGGCCAGGGUGCUGCUGGAAAGGGUGGCGAAGGACUUGGAAAUCAGCUGGCUCGAUAUUUGCAGAUUCGAGAAGAAGGUGACGGAUGCGCUGGAAAUGCAACAGAGCGCUGAAAAGGAGAACUGGGAUGAAACAGAGCACAUGGAAAAUCGCCGGCAGCGCGCUUUGACAAAGCGCUAUGCCAUGAUGGGCCUUGCUACGGUUGGCGGCGGCUUGAUUAUUGGGUUAUCUGCGGGAUUGGCGGCUCCUAUGAUCGGUACCGGUCUAGCAAUGGGGUUUUCGGCGAUUGGUGUCGGUGGGACAACCGCGUUUCUUAGUGGCGUUGGAGGUGCUGCUAUCAUCACGUCGACUGCAGCGGCGUCGGGAAGCAUUGUUGGUGUCAGAGCUGCUAACCGGAGAACCGGAGCUGUCAAGACUUUCGAGUACAGACCGCUGAACAACAACAAGAGAGUGAACCUCAUCGUCACUGUCUCCGGAUGGAUGACGGGCAAGGUCGACGACGUCCGGUUGCCGUUUAGUACUGUAGACCCAGUCAUGGGUGAUAUAUACUCGGUGUUGUGGGAGCCGGAAAUGUUGACCAGUAUGGGUGACACCAUCAACAUUCUGGCAACAGAGGCUCUCACACAAGGUCUUCAGCAGGUCCUUGCCAGCACGUUCCUGGCAGCCCUGAUGUCUGGUCUCCAGAUCCCUGUCAUUCUCACCAAGCUCUCCUAUCUGAUCGACAACCCAUGGACCGUGUCUCUCGACCGUGCCAACAUGGCCGGUCUCAUUCUGGCAGAUUCGCUCAUUGACCGCAACUUGGGUACUCGUCCCGUGACACUGGUCGGGUACUCCCUCGGCAGCCGCGUCAUCUUCUCUUGCUUGAAGGAGCUCGCCAAAAAGGGCGCCUUCGGCCUGGUGCAAAAUGUCUACCUGUUUGGAAGCCCCAUCGUCGUCAACGCCGACGAGUACCUGCGGGCUCGCUCGGUGGUGUCAGGGCGCUUCGUCAGCGGAUACAACAGAAAUGACUGGAUUCUUGGGUACCUGUUCCGCCUGACCAACGGCGGCAUCAGGCACGUCGCAGGGCUGGCGCCGAUUGAGGGCAUCCCUGGGCUUGAAAACAUGGAUGUGUCUGAAUGGGUUGUCGGACAUAUGUAUUACCGUACCGCUAUGCCCCGUUUGCUUCGUGAGUGCGGGUGGUUGGUGGAGAGCGACGAGUUCACCGAAAUCGAAGACCCAGACCCGGAUAACCACCAGGAACGGCAGCGCGAGCUCAUCAACGAGAUCGAGGAGGCGAGAAAAGAGCUGGAGAGGGAGGGGAAGUCGAAUGAGAAGAAGAAUCGGUUUAGCUUGUUUGGCAGGAAGCAGAAGCUGCAGAAGCAGGAGUGGGAGGUGUAUGAGGAUUCUUCCAAGACGGGUGGUGCAAAGUCUAGCGGCAAGACGGAGGACAAGGAGGGGAAUAACCAUGGAGUGUUGUUUGACGUGGACGCUAUUCGUGCCGAGCUGGCUAAGGAGGCGGCCAGCAGCAAGCAGAAUGGUCAGAGCGUGGAUGAGGAGGUGCUGCAGGUGAAGGAGAUUAAGAGUACGCUGCCGCCUAUGAAGCUGGAUUCGUCACGGACUAGGGGGGACAGUUUGAGGGAGAGCAAGAGUUAUGAUGCUGUUCCGUCUGGGUUUGGGUCUCCGAGCAGGAAUGGGGGAUCGGAUGAGUACCGCUCGGCGGCAUCACCACCGGCGUAUCAGGGGUACUCUAGCAUCUCUGUGGGCGGCGGCAAGCAAGACAGUGGCUAUUACCCGGCGUAUGGUGGCGGUGGUGGAUUUGGGGACGAUGAUGAUGGGAUACAAAUGACGUUUGAUACUGGGAUUGAUGAUCGCAAGUCUUCCUCGCCGACCGCGGCAAUAACAACAAUAACAACAACAACAACAACAACAACAACAACAACAACAACAACGUCAACGAGUAGGGGAAUGGACUACAGCGGCAUCAAUAAUAACAACAGCCAUGAGCCACCCCGCCCGGAACUGAGAGGCUCGCAAACCCUCCCGAAUAUCGCGUUGGCGGAUCCCUGGGCGGACUACGAGGACGAUGAUUUUGGGAAGGAGAAGGAGAUUGAGAUGACUUUUGCGUAAUUGGAUGUUUGUUGAGUUAGGAGAGAAACAUUGAGGUACUGGUAGAAGACAUGAAGGAGGAUAUAAUUGUUUUGUGAAAGCAUUGCGUUUUUUGUCACAUGGAUGAACUGGGCGGGCAUGGCGUGGUAGGGAACUUGACAGGUUGGUUAAUGGGGGCGGCAAUGGUGGGAUAUAGGUUAGUUUAAGGGAAAGAAAAAAGAAGAGAUGUUAACGAAGUUACAUAUAUAUACAGGAACAGACGAGGCUAGGUUACUUAGACAAGAGGAGCGAAUGAUGAGAGAUAUCCAGUGAGCGGUAGCAAACAUGAAGAUAGUAGUAGCAUCACAAAACACAACAAUAAAGCGUGGGUCGAUCUUUUGAAUUGG